Plasmodium cynomolgi strain B is the source of this 702-nucleotide messenger RNA. Its product is annotated as CYIR protein. The transcript has 3 exons. The coding region runs from base 1 to 702 and encodes 233 amino acids. Lineage: Eukaryota; Apicomplexa; Aconoidasida; Haemosporida; Plasmodiidae. The record is from RefSeq and is a predicted model, not a curated record.
AUGAUUUAUAAGUUUUGUGUUCCUCGAAAUACUAAUGUGGAUUUCGUAAAUUUUCAAAAAAUUAAAUUGUUUUUUGAUUAUUUUAAAGAUUAUGAUAAAUCUAUAGAGGAUUUAAAGAAACGUAACUACUCUUGUAGUAAAGAAUACUAUGAUUACUUUACAAAAUAUCUCGAUAAUUAUAAGCAGUUAUAUAAAGAGUGUGUUACAGAAUAUCAUCCCCAAAAAUAUUUUUGUAAAGAAUUUCGUUCUUAUUAUAAUGCUAAGCACAAUAAAUUAAUUUCUUGGUCAUGCAAUUUAACAGGAUCAUCUGAAGCUCCUAAAUUGAUAUUACAACUGAAAAUUAAUGCACAAAAACAACCUAAUGAACUUCCUGUUCAAGGUGUUCAUAACAUUGAUGGAGCAACUUCUGAAACCACUAUUAUUACAGUUCCUUCAAAUGACAAAGCUACUUCUGUAAUAUCUAGAAGUAUCACUAGUGUUGCUACAGUUACUGGACUUUUAGCCCCUUUUUAUCUAGUGUACAAUGUAAUUAGUAAUGUGAUUUAUACGCCCGCUAAUACCUGGAUAAAAAAUAUAUUAGGAAGGAAUAAAAGAACAUAUCAUAAUCCGUACGCAGAUCAGGAGUUAAUGGCAAAUUUCUCUAUACCUGAAGAUUUAUAUUCAGAGAGAACUAGAUAUAAAAUAUCGUAUAGUCCUGAAUAA